Messenger RNA from Amphiprion ocellaris (clown anemonefish), 5294 nucleotides. RefSeq names its product MAGUK p55 scaffold protein 7a (gene mpp7a). The record is from RefSeq and is a predicted model, not a curated record. Gene Ontology annotation, cellular component: cell-cell junction; plasma membrane. Lineage: Eukaryota; Metazoa; Chordata; Actinopteri; Pomacentridae. The coding region runs from base 494 to 2341 and encodes 615 amino acids. Gene Ontology annotation, biological process: protein localization to adherens junction. Gene Ontology annotation, molecular function: protein binding. The transcript is spliced from 22 exons.
UGAGGCGUAACGUUUUGAAAGGUUGUACUCCGUAGGCACCCGCCAGAGAGAGCGGGGAUGAGUUAAGGAGGUGUAAAAGAACAAAAUAAGGCUUCGGAAGUGGAAAAUUAAACAAGUAAGUAGUUUUGUUGUGGAAAAAAAACAGUGGAGGAGUUAAGCUGCACUGUGACCAGCAAGGAACCAUUCAACUCCGACCUCCGAUGCAAAGUUUUGGUCAAGGUUGAGCUUCACUUGUACAACUACAAUGAGGUGCUAUCUCUGGUGUGUUGGAGCCUGGAUUCUCUCGUCACCAACAGCCUAGACCUGUCCUUGUGGAAUAAUCCAUACAAAAUAAUCCAGUAGACACAAUUCAUCAGUCAGGGCUUCAUGGCAUAAAGCCUGUCCUCAGAUUUAGCUGGUCCUCGGGGAUUGCUGCCGAGCUGCUCACCUAGUCUGACGCACUGCUGCCAUUUUCCACAGCCUGAGGGGAACCAGGAAGCAGCCGGCAGGAGACAUGCCUGCCCUGGCUACUGGAGCCGGCCACGAGCCAGGCCUGUAUGAGCUGCUGGCGGCCCUGCCAUCCCAGCUGCAGCCUCAUGUCAGCCGCCCUGAGGACAACACCUUCCUUCAGGACAUGUUUGGAGAGAGAAGCCUCCACUCGCUUGUUAAGAUCCAUGAGCGGCUGCAGCACUAUGAAGAAAGCAAACCCAUCCCUGUUCUGGACAGUGCAGCAGCUCUGGCCCGUGAAUUGUCUGAGGAGCUGGAAGGAAAAUCAGCCAAUGGAGAAAUCAAAGAGCUUCUUAAACUACUGGAAAAACCCCAUGUGAAGAGCCUUCUGUCCGUCCAUGACACAGUUGCCCAGAAGAGUUAUGACCCGGAACUACCUCCGCUGCCUGAAGACAUCGAUGAUGAUGAGGAUUCCGUGAAAAUUAUAAGACUGGUCAAAAACAAGGAGCCUCUCGGAGCAACAAUAAGACGUGAUGAACACACAGGAGCCAUCCUCGUGGCAAGGAUCAUGAGAGGAGGGGCAGCUGAUAGAAGUGGGCUGAUUCAUGUUGGGGAUGAACUGAAGGAGGUCAAUGGAAUCCCUGUGGAUGACAAGAAACCAGAGGAAAUCAUUCGUAUUCUGGCCCAGUCGCAAGGAGCCAUUACUUUUAAAGUUGUCCCUGGUGUCAAGGAAGACGCGCCAACCAAGGAGCCAAAGGUGUUUGUGAAGGCACUCUUUGACUACGACCCUAAAAACGACAAAGCCAUCCCAUGUAAAGAGGCUGGAUUGGCCUUCAAGAAGGGCUCCAUCCUUCAGAUCAUGAGCCAAGAUGAUGCAACCUGGUGGCAGGCAAAACAUGAGGGUGACGCCAAUCCCCGUGCCGGCCUAAUACCGUCCAAACAGUUCCAGGAGCGGAGAUUCGCACUGCGACGACCCGUUGCUACCCUCCCAUUCCAGCGGACCUCUAGCAGACGAUCAUUCACAGUGGAUGCACCACAGACAUGUACCACAGACUGUGUCUCACUAGAUGAUGUGGCUGUAGAGUUUGCUGAGGAGAUCGAAGAGGACGCAGACUAUAGUAGCGGAUUUCACCUAGCUGGGUUCAGGAGAAGCUUCCGUCUCAGCAGGAGAGACAAGAAGACCAACAAGUCCAUGUACGAGUGUAAGAAGAGUGAAAUGUACGACAUGGCUGAUGUUCCUACAUAUGAGGAGGUCACUGCAUACCGCAGGCAAAGUGGAGCCAAACACAGGCUGGUGGUCCUCGUAGGACCCACAGGUGUCGGCAUGAAUGAACUCAAGAGGAAACUGUUGAUCUCUGACCCUCAGCAUUUCAGUGUGACCAUCCCACACACCAGUCGGGCCAAAAGGAACCAGGAGAGUGACGGCGUUGAGUACCACUUCAUCUCCAAACAUCUUUUUGAGACCGACAUACACAACAACAAGUUCAUUGAGUAUGGGGAGUACAAAGGGAAUUACUACGGGACAAGUCUGGACUCAAUACGCUCCGUCCUCAGCAAGAACAAAGUGUGCCUAUUGGAUGUCCAGCCUCAUACAAUAAAACACCUGAGGACAGCAGAGUUUAAACCCUUCAUUGUGUUCGUGAAGCCUCCGUCAAUCGAGAGACUGAGGGAAACCAGGAAGAAUGCCAAAAUCAUAUCAGGCAAAGAUGACAAGGGAACUGCCAAACCUUUCAUGGAGGAGGACUUUCAGGAGAUGCUGUGCACCGCCCAGACCAUGGAGACUCAAUACGGUCAUCUAUUUGAGAAGGUUAUAGUCAACGAUGACCUCUCGGCCGCCUUCAGCGAGCUGCGGUUGGCACUAAAGAAGGUGGAGAUGGAGACUCACUGGGUUCCAGUCAGCUGGACUCACUCCUGAGAUACCACACUGACUGUAAAAGGAGAAAAGGGAAGGGCUUCAACAGAAAUAUGCAGGUUUUUCAUCUUUUUUAUAUCUGCUGCGGCUGGUGUUUGGGGGAUAACGGGAAUAAAACAAGACAGCGCCAGACUGCUGUGUCGCCAUACCUGAGCUGCACCCAGCUAAAAAAUAAGCAUUUGCCUGGGAUCAGGUUGGAUUUAGACCACAGCCGUGGUCUGGAUGUGGAUCUCCAGGUCUGACCAGAUCUGACGGGGUUGCGGCUGAGGGCUCCUGUCCAGAAUCUGGGCCUUGGACAUUGAUCUGGGUCUCAGUCUGGGUCACACAACUGUGGCCACAAGUUGGAGCUCCUUGGUCCAAACCAGAAUGUGGAACGAGCUCGGACCAUCACAGCACCAGCAGUCCUGCCAGCACAUCAGUAAUCUGGCCAGCCAGGACUCCUUCUUUAGUGUGUUUAUAACAUUAGACCAUUAGAAACCAAAGGGAUUGACACAUUUCUUCUUUGUAGACAACUUACAUGCAUAUGUCUGUAAAAGAACACAUCGUCUGAGGGGAAAACGAGGAGAAAAGAAAAUAUACUUGCCUUCUGUCUUUCUAUAUUUCUGGGCUUCUACAAUGCUUCCAUGACUGUUACUCCAAACAAAACACUGUCAGGUACACAGAAAGGGCAAUAAGUGUAAUUUUAUUUAAAAGAAAUUAAUAUAUUUUCUAAUAUCUUCCAGUAGUUUUUGGAAUACUUUUUAUACACAGUUCUAGACUUUAAGAGCAACCUGAUCUCAACUGUAGCCACCUCUGUGACAGAAUUUUACACUGGAGGCAUCUCUUCUUUCAGUCAAGUGUUUUGAUUUCAUCUCCCCGGUCUAGUUUUCCCUCUACAAAGCGCAUACAGAGCUACUUUAUUUUAUUUAGGUGUUGUAUAUUCCAUUCGGCAGUGUUUUAAAAAGCCACCCUUUAUGUGACGGUGCCCAGCAUAACAGCUUUGCCAUUGAAAGUCCCAGAACUGGACACUCUUGGCUGUCUGCUAGAAGAAAAUGUUCACAAUUGUGUUUUAUUAGGGUGGAGUCUUUAUUUUUAUUCACAUAAAAAAUGGCUUCAGCAAGGCUGCUAAUAGUGGCUCCAUAGCACACUUCCAGGAUUUUAACUUAAGUAGCCGCUCCUGACUUUAUGAGCAUUAGGAGUUUAUUGCUAAUUUGAGUCACCCAUUCCCAGUCUUACUCAUUUUUUACUCAGUCCUUUUCUUUCUAAGCUUUUUAUCAUAGAUAUGCUUAACUUUAACUUCUGCAACACUGAUUUCAAAAGCAGCUAGUCCUCAAAUCUUUUUCUGUUAGUAACAUUGUUACAACCCUUGUAGAUUGAGGGACUGCUUUCUUGCUGAUGCUGAGAAGAAUGAGGUUUGAAGAUCACUUUCAUGUCUAUAGGUACAAACCUAGAGUCAUGAGGCAGAAGUUCUAAUCUUGCACAGAGAUUUGAAACAAGGGAGAACAGCUGACCUGGCUCUGUUUUAGCACUACUGGAAGUUGUGGUUUCAUGAACUCCUUCCUGCUUGUGAACAGGAACAAUAAAUUAAUUUGUAAGCUUUUUAACUUCAAACAAGCCAUUCUACAUCCUUCCCACUGACUAUAUACAAUGACGUCACCCACAUUUUUUUCUGCUCCGACCAUCACCAUCUUCAACUGCAAAAUGUGUAAUAGCUACGGUGGCCACAGCUCAAGAAGUGUCAAAGUAAAGGCAGUAAAUUGUGAGAUGCGUACAUUUUUUGCUUUAUGUUUUUUACUAGACUGCAUCUAUUUCAUGUGAGAGCAAAGAAAAAGUCCACAUCAGAAUGAAAGAAUAUCUUCUAAAAAUCCCAAACAUUUUAGAGCGUUUUUUGUAAAAAUGAUACAUUUUGCACUGUGGACCAACACAAAUAUUAGAUCAGACACUGCCCUGAACUGCCUCUGCAGUGCUUUGACAAGUUUUUUCUCCUUGCCUUCAGUCUGCUAAGCUAGGUUAAUUGCCCUUGUGCUCUAGGUACAUAUUUAACAUACAGACCUGAAAGUGGCAUCAAUCUUUUCGCCUACACUACCGUUCAGAAGUUUGGGGUCACCCAGACAAUUUCAUGUUUUACAUGAAAACUCACACUUUCAUUCAUGUGCUAAAAUAACUGCACGGGUUUUCUAAUCAUCAAUGAGACUUUCAACACCAUCAGCUAACACAAUGUAGCAUUAGAACACAGGAGUGAUGGUUGCUGGAAAUGUUCCUCUGUACCCCUAUGGAGAUAUUCCAUUAAAAAUCAGCUGUUUCCAGCUAGAAUAGUCAUUUACCACAUUAACAAUGUCUACACUGGAUUUCUGAUUAAUUUAAUGUUUUCUUCAUUGGAAAAAAAAUGCUUUUCUUUCAAAAAUAAGGACAUUUCUAAGUGACCCCAAACCUUUGAACGGCAGUGUAAAUCUCAGUAAGAAAGCAAAUAAACAUAUUACCCAGAAUGUGUAAAUUAUUCCCAUACUUUUUUAAACUUAGAAAAAAGGCCACCCAUACUUUGGGAAUCCCCUCAUUUAAUGUUCAAAGUCCAGCUCAGGUGCCCAAAUUCUCUUUAUGUGCAUUUAUUUGACCAUUUCUCCCUACUGUUAUUUUUGCAUACUUGAUUUCUGUCCAUCUUUUUAAAAGGGUCAUUUGAGUGUUGAUUCUGUUCAUUAAGAUAACAGAAGUUAACACAGUUUAAAGGGACUUUAAUAACUCUCAUCUCUUUACUUGCCCCUAGUUUUUUAUUUGUCUUUGUGUAAGAUUAUGUCCCUUUUUUUAUUUUAUUUGUCACAUCUGCCACCUCUUUUAUUGAUCAGAAUCAGAUUUGUACAGUCUCCAGAAAUAUAUUUUACAUUUCUUGCUGUAAAUGAUAUGCUGUUUAUGAGGCGAGUUGUAUGAAUUUACAUUAUUCUUGAUAACUGCUAUGUUUUAUAUUAAAGAAAAUUCAACUAAA